This is a messenger RNA of Colletotrichum higginsianum IMI 349063, 381 nucleotides long. RefSeq lists its product as uncharacterized. NCBI's taxonomy places the organism in Eukaryota, Fungi, Ascomycota, Sordariomycetes, Glomerellales, Glomerellaceae. The transcript is spliced from 2 exons. The record is from RefSeq and is a predicted model, not a curated record. Bases 1 to 381 code for a protein of 126 amino acids.
AUGGCUCAUCAAGGGUUGAGAGCCCUGAUCGAUAUCAAUGAAUGGAAUCCCAGUUCACCAAUCACUGGGGUUCGACACGAAGGAUACUAUCGCACAAACGCCGAACAGUCCUACCUGGCUGCGCAAUGUGCCAAUGUUCUGGUGCCCCGCGAGCCAGGCGAUGCCCACGUUCGUAACCCGGCUGGUACUUCUCCAGACGGCACGUUCUCAACAGUUGGAGGCACAGGCUUUCCGACCUUCCGUUGUCCCAUCUCACGUAUCGGCGCGCUAACCAAACCCCCUUAUUUCCAAGGCCUUAGGAUUGUGUCUUGGCCAGGGAUGAAGCGACAGGACCUGACACGUCCGGUCUCAGGUUCUGAGCGGGUGGACGGGGAGCUUUAG